Molecule: messenger RNA, 978 nt
Organism: Aspergillus udagawae
Lineage: Eukaryota; Fungi; Ascomycota; Eurotiomycetes; Eurotiales; Aspergillaceae
Product: OST3/OST6 family protein
Exons: 4
Coding region: 1-978 (325 amino acids)
Cellular component (GO): oligosaccharyltransferase complex
Source: RefSeq, a predicted model, not a curated record
AUGAAACUCAAUUUUCUUAUCUCUUUCCUUUACAUUGCGACGAGUGCGCUUUGUACGUCCUCAGACCCUGAUAAGUACGAGAAAUACAGAUCAGUCUCUCGUGUCGCGCCGAUUGAAUUGACAGACGUUACAUAUGAUGAUUUGACCUCAAAGCCUCGUGACUUUCACGUCGCGGUUCUUCUGACAGCUACUGACGCUCGCUAUGGUUGCGUCCUAUGUCGCGAGUUCCAAUCCGAGUGGGACCUCAUUGCACGAAGUUGGAAUAAGGGCUCUAAGUCAGACGAUCUUAAACUGCUCCUCGCUACUCUGGAUUUCAGUAAUGGCAAGGAGACCUUCCAGAAGCUGAUGCUUCAAACUGCGCCUGUCCUUCUCUUGCAUCCUCCCACUGUCGGCCCCUUUGCCAAGGUUGACAAUGCACCCGUAAGAUUCGACUUCACUGGCCCAAUAUCUGCCGACCAACUCUACACAUGGAUCAGCCGACAUCUCCCGGAAGGCUCAAAACCACCUCUCAUCCGCCCCAUCAAUUACAUGCGAAUUAUCUCUGCAAUCACCAUCCUUAUGGGCGUGAUAACUUUGUUCACGGUUUUGUCUCCGUACGCCUUGCCGAUCAUAAGGAACCGAAAUCUCUGGGCCGGCUUUAGCCUGAUUGCUAUCUUGCUGUUCACCAGUGGCCACAUGUUCAAUCAUAUCCGCAAAGUACCUUAUGUUGUAGGUGAUGGCAAGGGAGGCAUUAGCUAUUUUGCUGGUGGAUUCUCUAACCAGUUCGGCAUGGAAACCCAGAUUGUCGCUGCCAUUUACGCUGUUCUAUCCUUUGCAGCGAUUGCUCUUUCCAUGAAGGUCCCUCGCAUGGCGGACAAGAAGGCACAGCAACUGGCCGUCGUAAUCUGGGCAGGCGUACUGCUCUGUAUGUACAGCUUCCUCCUCAACGUCUUCAAGACGAAGAAUGGCGGAUAUCCUUUCUAUCUCCCUCCUUUUUAA